AUGGCUUGCACAGCGUGCAUGCAGAGACUCGCGUUCGCCGUCCCUCUCAUCCUUGCCACGCCCGUCUCAAUAAUUCUGUUGUUGAUACCACGGUCAUGUGACUUUCUCAUCUCAACCAGAGACCAAGGAUUUGUCUGCAAAGCUGAAGGGACCACUUUUUCGCUGAUUAUAGCUGCAGCGGUGUGUCUGAUAGUUUAUCAGUUCACAACUGUGGGCUGGUACCAUCUAAAGACGCAGACUAUCGUCAUGCAGAAGGAACGAAAGCUGUUUUGGGUGCCGACGUACAAUGCCGUUUUGCUGGAACAAUGGUUGGUACUGGUAAGGAGAAGCAACUGCAACAACGAGGAUUCACAACAGAGUGACAACCCAAAGGUUAUUAUGUGCACAACCAUGUUUAGGGAGGCUGAGCAUGAAAUGAGGCAGCUACUUGAGUCCAUACAGAGUAUCCGCACAGCGCAGAAUAACGGCGGGGUACCAUUUGAAUUCCAUAUAUUAUUUGACGAAGCCGUGCAGGAAUCAAGGCCGACUGACUUUGUACUACAUCUAAUUAUACUUAUCGAAUUAACACUGGGUGAGAAAAUAUCAUAA
Messenger RNA from Dreissena polymorpha, 588 nucleotides. RefSeq lists its product as uncharacterized. Lineage: Eukaryota; Metazoa; Mollusca; Bivalvia; Myida; Dreissenidae. Gene Ontology annotation, cellular component: cell septum; cell periphery. The record is from RefSeq and is a predicted model, not a curated record. The transcript is spliced from 4 exons. Bases 1 to 588 code for a protein of 195 amino acids. Gene Ontology annotation, molecular function: chitin synthase activity.